AUAAAUUAGUUUAGCGUGAAAUCAGUUGUAAAAAUAGGCAGCCACAUAUUUUAUACAUAUUAGUUACCUAUGUACAAUCGGAGUAAUGUUUCUUAAGUUUUCAUAGGAAAUAUUUAGAGAAAGAGACAUAAUUUACAUACAAUAAUGAUAUCUCCCAUUGCCCGUUCCGGUGAAAGGAAUGGUGGCGUAAGGGAAUCGAACAAGGUAUUCGGGUCAACUGGCUUAUUGAUCUUGCUGUAUCCAACAAGCACACAUCUUUAAGUUGAUGUUUCAAGAAGAAGAAAAUGAAAUGCAACAGCUACCUUGACUGACUGCACUGUGAACCGAUUUCAAGUAGAGAUGUGCCAUCUGUUCUAAAGAAUUUUGUGCAAUAUAUGUCCAAAAUGGCAUAGUCCCAAACCCUCUUGUCUAGUUGAAAAUGCUGCUUGUAUAAUUGUUUGGUUAAGUUUUAAUGUUGGCCCUUUUUUAAGCACAGGAUAAAAGGUGUAUUGUACAGCUGGAAUCACUGGAUAAAAGGUGUAUUGUACAGCUGGGAGUUCAGAACAGUUUUCUGAAAUCCAAUUUCCCACAAUGUCAUCACCAUUUUCAAGCCUAAAGAAAGGAAAAUCACCAUUUCUGCCAGGUCACAUUCCAGGUCACAGACCUAUUCCUUUUCGACAUCCUGAAUAUUCUGAAGAUGAAAGCAGAUUGCUGGAGGAGAUUACAACAAGUAUGGCUGCCAGCAGAAUGAAGGCAGUUGACCCAUUUAAAGGUGGUCUUCCUACAAACUUCAUGGAUACUUCACCAAACCCAUCUCUUGUUGGCAUUAAUCAAGGGAUAAACAAUUCUUCAGAUCCAGAACCAGGAUCCUCCACUCCAACAGAUCGAGAACUUAUGAAACUCAUGAUGGCACGUCUUACUGUAAUGGAACAGAAAGUUCAUUCUCAGGAAAGAGAGAUUAAAGAAAAAGAUCGAUAUAUUAAGGUCCUAGAAGACAAACUUCACAUUUUAAGUAAAGCACGCUCUGAUUUAAACCCCGAGAAUGAUGACAAGGAGAAUAUAAACAACAGUCGACGUGUUCAGGAGCUAGAACAGCAUUGUCUGCUCCUACAGCAACAAGUUCAUGAGAUGGAGACAUUCUUGGCUGAUUAUGGCAUGGUUUGGGUUGGAGAACAAGAUGAUGAAAAUGUAGAAGUUUACAUCCCAUGUGAAGAUUGCACAAUUCAGGGAAAAGAAAGAGAACAUGGAACACAAACUUUAUUAGAUACCAGUGAGGAGAACACUUUCAAGAUUGAUUUCAAUUUGAUCAUGCAGAAUAUUCACGAUUUAAAUUUGAUUGCUGGGGAGGGGGAAGCAAGGGUCUACCACACUGCUGAUGGGGCCAGACUAAAGCGACCAGAACCUGUUCCUCUAGCAUUUUAUGCAAACGGAAUGAUAAUGUUUGACGGGCCAUUCCGGCCAUACACAGAUCCUGCAACUGUUCAGUGUCUGCAGGAUAUUCUUGAUGGCUUUUUCCCAUCUGAGCUACAGAGUCGCUACCCUGAUGGGGUGCCGUUCAGUGUGCGGGACAUGCGGUUCGUAUUUUUCCAACCCAAACGAGCUACAGAUGUUUUUUCAGGUGUUGGCCAGAUACUGGGAGGCGAAGAACAACAACUCUCUCGGCUGGUGCCCAGUGAUUCACAAAAUGUUUCACAGUAUUGCCAUGAUGAAACACAGUCAAAAAAUUCAAGUGUUACAUCAAAAUUGCCAGGAAGAGAGAUGACAGUUGCAGAAUUCUUAAGUAAACUGCCAAAAUCUGUUGUCAAAGGUGGGAAAGUGAUUGAUAUCCGUAACAGUGUAGGAAACACUUUGACAGGAGAAAGCAGCUCAUUCCCUUCAGCUGAAAGACCACAAAUCACAGUGGUUGAGACUUCUGUAACCAAAAGCAUCCAAAGGACUCUGGCAGAGUCCAAAAGAGAGAGACCCAAAACACCACGUGAUGUUACCACCCUUAGAAUCAAAUCAGAGAGUGGUAACAACACUUAUAUUGUGAAGAUGAGAUUCAAUGAAACUGUUGGGGAUCUGAGAAAAUAUCUCAACCAGCACAGAGAUGGAGAGUCUUCUGAGUAUGAAAUUUCCUCAACUUAUCCUAGAAAGCAGUUAGUUGAUGACAAUGCAUCAAUGCAAGAGUGUGGGCUAGUACCAAAUGGAGUUCUGUACCUUCGUGCCGUGAAAAAAAGUAACUGACUUUUUGCUGGGCUUGCCUCAACAUAAUUGUAGAUGUCAUCCAUUUUAUAUGUACAGAAGUUUGUGUGCAUAUGUGUGGAGGUUCUGUCAUGGGAGCUUCCAGGUUUUUCAUGUGUAAAACAGGAAUGUCCCUGCUUUGUGGAAAAGACAAGACUGUGUCUUUGUGUUCAGGUGCGCAUGUGUCCAUGUGUGUGUGUGUGCAAAAGAGAUUUGAGUGAGAAUGACUGAGAGAAAGAAAUAAUGAGUAAAAGUGUAAUAUGCUGCAAUUUUUUUUCCAUUUAAUAAUAACUGUGCCCUCUCCACUGAAACUCCUGUGCUAUAUUUUCAUUCUGAUCACAUGACAUAAUUAUUUUUCUGCUAUUUAAGAAAAUCAGAUGAAAAAAGCAUGUAUGUUCUUGGUGAUGUAAACAGAGAAACAGUAGAUAAUCAGAUGUUUUGCUUAACUUAUGGUAUGAGUUUAUGAUUCACUCCUAGAUACUUGUAACUGAUCCCUUCCUUCUCCAAUUCAGUUAUUUUGUGGUUUUUUUUUCUUUUGUUUACCGAGACUUCAUCAUCCAUGUGUCAUUCUGAUUAUAAAAAUGCAGAGAUUAUUCACUGUCAAAGAGAUUCAUUCUUUUGUCUUUGAUGGUGCAGAGUUUCGUACAGAUCUGUUAUAAUUAUUGGCCUUGAAUUAAGUUAAUUUGCCCUGAGAUUAAUGUGGUUGCUAAAACUCCCCAACAACUUUUGGGACUGCCGUAUAUGCCUAUCUUUGACAUGGGGAAAGGGAUUUUGUUCCCAAGGGUCUCCUGAUGACCAUCCUUUAAAUGCUACCUGCAUAAAUAUUGAAUGGGACUUUAGUCCUGUUCCUCUCUUUGAUUUGUCGGUGUUAAUAAGACUGAUUUCCGUUGUUGCUGAGUGCAGGUUUUGGUGCCAGCUGACCUGCGUAAAGAAAUAUUCCAGUAGUAAUAGUGCAGUGUUGAGGCAUGUCAAUCGUUCUUAAAUAAGUAUAAAUUUUGAUUUCAGUUCUUUAGGCAAUAAGUCAGAGUAGUAUGCCUAUUCAAUUCUGUUAUCAGAACCAAAGACAAGUUUAUAGUGUUGUAUAGCUCUGGUUGCCUAAGUGAAUCUUCCUUCAGGUGUUGAUGUUUAGGUCUUUAUGUGACAUAGUGAUGUGGGUGUCUUUCACAUCCCUACAAUAAGUAUUUUCUAAACCAAAUUUCCUGGUCCUCCUUUUAAUCCAUGAAUGGUGCCUUGCCAGAUAAUUUGUGACUGAUGAGAUACCUCUGAUGUAUCACUUUCUUUCCUUCCUUGUAUUUGCCUGAGUAAACUCUAUACCGACCUGAAUCACAUAAUCUGCUUUUGCCAUGUAAUGUGUUCUUUCUUGUAGCUGUCCAGCUAAUUAAAAUGAUCUUUGACUUGUGACCUUCUGGUAUAUUCUCCUUUUCUAUAUUUCUCAUUCUCAGGAGAUUCAGUAAGAGCUGAUGAAAAUGUUUCUUAAUUGACAUUUUGCCUUAUUUGUUUGUAAAUGAAUACAUAAUUUAAUUGUGCGAUUUCAUUUUCACUUGUGCAUCUACUUGGCAUGCAGAUGUUCUUGAAAUGCCUAAAAAAGCAAAAGUGUUUGCCUAUGGAUUUUAUAGUCCUGAGAUAUAUAUAUGUGUGUAGCUUCUCAUGGCAUCAUUAACCUAACGAGGAAGGAGAUGCUGUUUAAGACUGAUUUCUGUGUUGGCACUUCAAAUACAAGUUUUAUAACUUUCUCUGAAAGCUUUUAAAAUACAUUAUUCCAUGGGAUUUUCAUAAAGCCACAUAUGAAGACAAUCACUGUUGUGUUGGUGUGGUUGCCUGUCAGCACUAGAAAGACAAGAUACCCAUUACCAAGAUCCAUACUUCUUUGGUUUGUUCAUUAUUUACUGAGAAUUUACAUGUCAAUUCUGCAUAUAGUACACUAACAAUGAAUGCCAUUUUCUGCAGGUUGGCAUCAUAGUAUUUGCAUCUUCACAAAAUCCAGGGCUCUACUAAUCACCAUUCCUUUCUCAGAGGAUUGUUUUUAAGGCCAGUCAUUUGCUUGAUUUUUCGUCUUACACAUUUUUGGUGGAUGUUAUUUUGUAAACUCAGCAGCCAUUUAAGCAGCAUGUUACAUUGGUAGACAUCAGUUUGCAUGGAGAUUUUAUUUUAGCACUUUUGUUUAUAGAUUUUUUUCAUGGGGAUUUUAAAGGGUGUAAUUUAUUUUUGAUGGAUAAAAGGCCUCCUUUAAGCUGAAAAAGGAAUUUAUCAGUAUUAUUAAUGUUUUUUAAAACUGAUUAUUUGGCUGUGCAUACCAGGGCAAAAUUUACCAUCAUUGUUGUAAGAGAACACAAAAAAUAACUUAACUGAUGCUUAGCAUUAGAGCACUCCUGUGAUACACAGUUUAGCCAGAAUUUUGUGAUUUCAUUUAAAAGAUCUGUGAUGACACUGCUGAACCAGAAAUCCUGCCGCGUUUUUUGUUGGUUUAUUUUUGAAUUCCACUCUCCAUGUGUAUACUUUAAUUUUUUUUUUAAAAGAACUUUUUCUCCCUUUGUGUUUUUUGUUGUUGUUAUCAUCAACAUGUAAUGAUCACAAAACUGCAGGAUAUUAUGUGUUCACUAAAAUUGCAGUAAAAUAUAACUGACAACUUUUUUUAUGACUCCAAAUCAUCCAGCCACUUAAAUUUAACUUGUCAUGGUCACCUGAUUAUUUUGAUGAGGGGGCCUAAAAAAAGUAAAAAGUUAACUUAUGCCGUUAAAUAAAAUUUGUUGGGGAUAAAUUUUUCUUAAUAAUGUCAGGAACUAACAACUUAAGUUAAAGUAUAGUAUUAUGCUGCAAUAAAAGUAGUAUGCAAUGCACCAAAUAGGGUCUAUGUAAAUUUUUUUUAGUAGAGAUAAGUAUAUAUAUAUAUACUGUACAUGUUUCUAUUUAAAUGACAUAAAGAAAAAGCAGAAAACACUAGGGGGGAAAAAUUGACAUUUUCUAUCCUGGUAACGAAUUAUUUUUUCCAUAUUUUCCACACACCGUAAAUUUCGGGCUAUUAACCUCAAUUUUUCCCCCCAAGCUUAAACAGUAAUGCAGCUUUACAGAUUUUUCGUAUUCCAAAUUAAUUUUUCAAUGAGCUCCAUGUUCAAGUAUUAACUGUCUGAAGCACACCCUCCCACUCCCCAUCAUAACAAAUCAUAACAAAAUCGAGAUGAAAUGACUAUGAUGCAGCUUUCAUGUAUAUAUUUGCGGCUUAUAUAAACAGGUGUGCUCAAUAGACCAAAAUUUACAGUAAUAAUCAAAUAAAGGAUCACAAUCUAACUUUAGUUAGGUCAGUUUUGAACAGUGUUUGUUUUUUGUUUUUUUUUUCAAUUAUUUACUUCUUUAAUUAACCCCCAUAUUUUACAAGCACGUACAAUAACUUGUUGUGAAGUGAUAAUCCAUGAGCUUUUUCAUGUACUAGCUGUGAAACAAUGGUGGAAAAAAAGGCAGAAAAUAUGCACCUUUUUGGUUCCCUGUAACAUUUCAAUCAAAAUGUUUCAGCAGCGGUCACAAUCAGAAUGUCAGCACCAAGAUCUCUUUUUAUAUUGUGAAAAGGCAGUUGUGUCAUUAUCUGAAAGAAUUUUUUUUGUUUCCCUUCAUGUGGCUCUCAUGUUUAUCUCAUGAAGCUGAUUUUAUGUCACUUUAGUGUGAUGUUGUGAUGAAGGAAAUGUGAUGUUUAGAUGUAAUUUGCUUGUUAUCAUGCAUGUGAAUCAUUGAAAUGCAUUGCAACUACAUUUUAAAGUAGUUCACAAGAGCUGCUACAACAAUUAGUGUACAAAUGUAUGGGCAUGGUCCAUACCCAUGCUACUAUUGCUGGUAGCAAACACUCCUGCUUGUACAGGUUAUGCUUGUUUUUUGUUUUUUAUGAAUUCUAUGUAGUUGACAUUAGAGUAUGAACAUGUUGAUGCUGUUAUUUGUUUAGGUGAGUUAUAGAAUUAAUAUAUAGAUGUUACAUAUAGUUAUGGAUGUUAAUAUUUGUGUUUAUAGCCAUAUGGAAUGUGAUAUGUUAAAGAAUCCAAACCUAUUACAUCCCAUUUUCCAUGUGCAUUAAGUGUUUGAACUGUGAUAAAGAUUGAAAUUAAUGAACUGAUGUUUUUUCCCUGUGUUUUAGCAUUGCAAAGUGUGCUGCAUACAAAGUCUUUUUGUGUAACAAACAUGUUUGAAAAACCCUGUUGGGUAUGACUGUAGGCAAAUCUGUGGCCAGUAAUGAAUGUAUAUUUAAAUCCCAUCUAAUUUGAACCUUUUUUCAGUUUGCUCUUAAUAUAAUGUAUCUUAAAGCCUUUCUAGAGAUUCUGAAAAUUAUGUGUGUGUGUGUGCAUGUGUGUGCUUGUUGGCCAGCUGGCUUGACAAAUUGCAUUUGGUCUCCUCUAAAGGGAAUUCUGCAUUUCUGCAGUAGCGUUUUGAAUCUCUUCCAUUUUCCAUUUUUUGCGAAAGAGCUAUAUAUUUUUGUAUGAAUUGUAUAUUGUUACAAUUGAUUUUGGGAUUUAAUCGAUUAACACUGAGGGUGGUUAAUGGAUGGGGGAGAGAAUGUAAGAAGAGAAGGUUUGGUUGUUUUAGUAUUGUAAAUGUCUUUUGGUAUUUAUAUGCCAUUAAGAAAUAAGAAUGGUUCAUAUACACUAUUCACUUCAAAUUAGUAUUUUAGCUUGCGCGAAAUAAUGAGUAACUUUAUAAAUCAAAGAAAGUUAAGUUUUAUUUGGUAGGAAUAUAAGCGGCUGGUAGAGGUGUGAGUGAAGGGAGGUGAAAACAUUUCAGUAAAAUAUAAUUAAAAGGAGAUGGUAGUGGGGGUGAAAUAGACUUUAUAAGAAAAGUUUGAGAGGUGAUGAAGGAAGCUGAAAACAGAAUGUUGAGGGAGAGUAACAGAAGAGGAAGACAUGAGAGCAUGCUGCUAUCCUUGGCCUGUUUCUUGUGGCUGCUGUCUGUCCCAGAGUUGAUGCCAUGCCUGCCAUGCUAAGGAGACAGGUCAUGCUCUGUCUGUAUAUGACAAGUAGCACCAUGAAUGUGUCCUGUGGUCUCGCUUUGUCAAUUGACGACUAUUUUUUUUAAAAUGAUCAGACCAUUAUUCCAAGCCUCAUGCCCUUCCCGUGUUUCAGUAAUGCCCAGCUAAGCUGCAGGCUUUGCAAAGCUGGGCCUGCCUUUUAAAGUCUAUACUACUCAAAGUUAACAUGGGACUGGCAGUCUAAAGCAACCAGUGUGUCCUAUAAGCCAGUUUUUUAAUUGUUUUUUUUAUGGUCAGCUUUUUUGACCCAUGUAUCAUGUUUUUUGUUUGCAUUGCCUGGAUGUACAUAAUUUUUUUCAAUGGUUAAUAAUAAAAUACUAAACAAAUUGAAUUAUUCAAUGUAAUAGUUCCUUAUUAAAAUUUACUUAACUGUAUAGAAAAUAGGAUUCUUUCUGACAUUUUAAUAAAUGUAAUUAAUGAUUGCAAUGAUCAUCCUUAUAAAUGCAUUACAUAAAUGGAACAGUUCUGCAAAAAAUGACAACAGCAAUAAUCAAAAUGACAAGGAAAACAAAGUUUAACAAGUGAUAUUACCAUGACAGUCUAGGUUUUAAUCUGUUCCAAUCAUGUUAUUUAUGUUUUAGAGUGAUGAGGAAAAAAGACUCAGUUUGAUCAUUAUUUGCAAGUAUUGGUGUUAGUUUAUAAAUUUCAAGAGCCCAUGUGACUUUAGUACUUUGUCACACAAUACCUCACAGACCUGAGCAAUGUACAGCUAGAACCUGAAACAGUUAACAGUCUUAUUUAGAGAUAUCGUUGUGUUUUGGUAAGUUUGUAAAGCUUGUCAAAUGUUUUACUUUCCAGUGCUAAUUAAUUUGUGGAGUAUGUAUAGCAUGUAUUCAUGUGUGGAUGUAGGUAUGUAUGUAUUUAUGUUCAUAACUUUUGUGCAGUAGUAAAGUUGCUAUCAUCCACUCACAUGUUGCAUGUUAUUUAAAAGAACUGUUUUAUUUUUGUGUUGUAAAGAGGCCUGUACUGUUUUAUGUAUGUAAAAUAAUAUCUGAACGGGUUCACACUUGUACAUCAAUGGUGGUGUAAGAGAUAUAGAUACAUAUACAAACUAUCAGCUAAAAAUUACUUAGGAAAAUCUGAAAGCUGCACAUUUUUACCGUUUUAGCACAUCCAGUCACUCUAGACAUUAAAAAAACAUCAGACAUCCACAUACACUUUUUCACUUCAAAAAUAUUUUGAAUUGAAACUGAUGUCACUUGUUGCUAACAUGACAUAUCUUGGUGGUGGGUGGAAGGGGGACAAAGGGAGACUGCUUGAGCUACUGGUCCAGAAACCUCCUGUCCUGCUGACAGCUCAAUCUGUUGUUUCCUGUGCUUUUGGCCAUGAAUAACCCUGAUGUAUUUCCUUAUGUUGUGAUACAAUUAAAGACAAAAUAGUCUGCA
This is a messenger RNA of Pomacea canaliculata, 8589 nucleotides long. Its product is annotated as UBX domain-containing protein 11-like. The record is from RefSeq and is a predicted model, not a curated record. Gene Ontology annotation, biological process: proteasome-mediated ubiquitin-dependent protein catabolic process. The transcript is spliced from 3 exons. The coding region runs from base 571 to 2205 and encodes 544 amino acids. Lineage: Eukaryota; Metazoa; Mollusca; Gastropoda; Architaenioglossa; Ampullariidae. Gene Ontology annotation, molecular function: ubiquitin binding.